AUGAAGGAUACUCUUAUUGCGUCCAUUGCAACCUUUCAUACGAAGAAGAUCAUCAUCUUCGACCCAACCAAGUUUCAUCACUAUGGUUCCAUUCUGGAGACCAUGUACAGGAGUGUUUCAGCGCAAAGUAAGGUGAUGGCUGACUACAGCAAGCUUAAUCCCACAGAGCCGAGAGUUCUCACUGCCGAACAACAAGCUGCUUUGGAUGCCCUUGACAAGCCAAGUAACCGAGGCAAACGGGUGAAUGCAAGGAAGGAGACAACCAAGCAUGAAACCUCUAAGCCUUCCAAGAGCAAGAAGCGUAAGUCAGAGACAGAAAGUUCUUCUAAGCCAAAGAAGAUUAAACGUAUGGCACAAAAACCCAAGGGUCCAACUCCUCCACAUUCAGACGAUGACGAUGAUGAAGAAGCAGAAACUCAACAAGUGUCUCCAAGAGGUAAUCCUCCACCUCAUUCUCCUACUCCAACUGAGGAUGUUAAGAUUCCUACCCCACCUCCAUCACCAAAACGAUCACCUCCACAAACAGAAGAAGUUAAAAUUCCAACUCCACCUCCUUCCCCAAAACAAACACCUCCGAAACAGACACCUCCAACACCGACACCGAAAGUAUCAGUUUCGGUUGUUCCCACUACUACAACAAAAACUUCUCAACCACCUCCACCAGUUUCUUCUGUUUCUAUUUCCACAACACCUCUAUCAACUCCAGUCAUUACCCCAGUCACAACCACUACAAUCCCUGAACAAACAGCAAGGGUCAACGUAUCUGAUACGGGGGCACCUACUGCAACCGAAACCCCUGUCAUUACUACAACUCUCUUACCAUCCCACUCAACCGACUCAGGUGCUACUCUGGGAGGCGACAAUGAUGAGUAUGACUCCACAUACUUUAGUCCCUAUCGGUUACAGUCUGAUGAAGAUACUGAAGCUCCUAUCAACCGCCAACAUUUAGAGAGCAUUCAUGAAGAGUUGGAUAAACUACUUGCCGAUACUCAAGCUUAUGGAGGGGUUGUUCUUAAAGCUUUUGUAGAGACAUAA
Molecule: messenger RNA, 1035 nt
Organism: Lactuca sativa (garden lettuce)
Lineage: Eukaryota; Viridiplantae; Streptophyta; Magnoliopsida; Asterales; Asteraceae
Source: RefSeq, a predicted model, not a curated record